Ylistrum balloti is the source of this 2156-nucleotide messenger RNA. RefSeq lists its product as uncharacterized. The transcript has 4 exons. The coding region runs from base 1 to 1443 and encodes 480 amino acids. Lineage: Eukaryota; Metazoa; Mollusca; Bivalvia; Pectinida; Pectinidae. The record is from RefSeq and is a predicted model, not a curated record. Gene Ontology annotation, biological process: DNA integration. Gene Ontology annotation, molecular function: nucleic acid binding.
AUGGAUCAUCUUGAGGUCCAGGUAAGACAAGAAAUAGCAGACAAAUUCUUGAGUCUGGCAAACAGAUUAGAGAAUGACAGAGUACAAAACAUUGAUGGUGAAUUGGAAAGAACAAUUGAUAUAUUGAAUCAAUUUUCGGCGAUAGCAUCGGUCGAUAUAUCCGAAGUAUUGGAACUGGCAGCGCGGGCACUGUAUGAUUUGCGGGAACACGAUGACCAUGGCCAGGACCAACAUCAGUCUAGUACAUAUACAGCCUGUACAAUAAUUACACUAGAGCGUUGCCAAGGGAAAAGUGGUGCACCUUAUUACAAAAUUCCUUAUGAAACACUAGUGUCGCUGUUGAAAUACAACUUUAAACUAACAGACAUUGCUUCUAUGUUGGGUGUAAGUGUAAAAACUAUUAGAAGGAGAAUGUCAGAAUAUGGUUUACCGUCCAUACGUAGCAAAUAUUCAGCCAUGACGUGUGUGGAGCUGGAAGAGGAAGUAAGGAAGAUCAUCGACGAAUUUCCGAACGUCGGAUAUAAAACUAUAGCAUCCAUCCUCCAAUCAAAGGGACACAUUGUGCAGCAGUCAAAAGUAAGGGAUUUGGUAAGAAAAGUGGAUCCCCAGGGUACAUUAUUGAGAAGAAUGUUUUUAUCAUCUCAUAGGCUUCAGCGAAGAAGUUACAGUGUACGAGCUCCCCUAGCAUUGUGGCACAUUGAUAAUCACAAAUUGAUAAGAUGGAGAUUUGUGAUUCAUGGUGGCAUCGAUGGUUAUUCCAGACUACCAGUAUUUCUACAAGUAAACACAAAUAACUGUGCAGAAACAGUGUUAGCUGCAUUUUUGCAUGCGGUCCAAGAAUAUGGAACUCCAGAAAAAGUAAGAACAGACAAGGGAGGAGAAAAUGUCAAAGUGGCUGAGUAUAUGGUAACCCAGAAAGGACCCAAAAGCUUUAUUGCAGGGAGAAGUGUCCACAAUCAAAGGAUUGAAAGAUUUUGGAGAGAGCUGUGGCCAGGUGUUGUUACACUUUACUAUCAAAUCUUUCAUCAUAUGGAAAUAGAAUCUGUGUUAGAUCCUGAUGAUGAGACCCAUCUCCUAGCUCUUCAUCUAGUAUUUAAGUCCAGGAUUCAGCAGCAUUUGGAUGUCUUCAGAGAUUCCUUCUGUCGGAGACCUAUUCGAACAGAGGGAAAUCAAACGCCUCUUCAGCUGUGGAUCAGAGGACAGAUACUGGAUCCGUCAUGGUAUCCGCAAAGUGAGAAUGAUCAAUUGAACUUUGGAAUUGACUAUGAUGGUCCAGUGCCAGACCACGUUGAUCCUGACUGUGUGGAAAUACCGCCAACACCAACAUUUCCUAUAAUGGAGGAACACCAUCAGACAAUAUCUGAAAUUACUCACAGAAACUCAUUGUGUUUUGGGAUAGAUCUUUUCCAGGAAAUGGUCCAACUCCUGAGAAGCUUUCAGUAGGCAUAAAUAUGUCAUGGAUUAUUACAUGGUUGAUGGUUUUUAAAUCUCCUCUAAACUUUUGUAAAAUUUUAUGUCCAUCACAGGAUUUAUUACUCCCCCACCGGGAACUUAAGGGGGGCUGUAGUUUGCGUCAAUUCUGUCUGUCGCUAUACUACAGUAAAACACGCUUACAAGAAACUCGCUUACAAUGAAUUCAGUGAUUUUUAAGUCCCCUUAGGUGUCUUUUAUAUGAAAAUCUAAAGUGUAUAAUGAAUUAUGCUUAUAACAAACUAAAAAUCAUGGUCCCCAGAGAUUUGUUAUAACCGUGUUUUACAUAGUAUUUCAUACUGAAAACUUGGCAUGUGGGCACACCAUGGUAAAAUGGUGUGUCUGGUACCAAAAGUAGGACACUGUGACCUUGAUUGUGACCUUGUACCUCUGUAAAGAAAAUCCUUGUUCGAGAUCCAACUCCUAUACCAUUUCAUAAUGGAACUUCACAAUUGGUAUGUAGGUGCACCAUGGUGAGAUGGUUUGUCGUGUACCAAAAGUAGGCCAUUGUGACCUUAACUUUGACCUCUGUGGAAGAAAGAGCAUGUCCAGGCUCAUACGUUUUCAUACUGGAAAUUCAAACCUGGCAUGUGGGUGCACCAUGGUAAGAAAGUACACAUGUAUAUGACACAUACCAAAAGUAGGUCACUGUGACCUUGACUUUGACCUCGAUCAAGGUAUGCCCG